Molecule: messenger RNA, 939 nt
Organism: Pteropus alecto (black flying fox)
Lineage: Eukaryota; Metazoa; Chordata; Mammalia; Chiroptera; Pteropodidae
Product: olfactory receptor 5B12-like
Exons: 1
Coding region: 1-939 (312 amino acids)
Biological process (GO): G protein-coupled receptor signaling pathway; sensory perception of smell
Cellular component (GO): membrane
Molecular function (GO): olfactory receptor activity; odorant binding; G protein-coupled receptor activity
Source: RefSeq, a predicted model, not a curated record
AUGGAGAAUAGCACCGAAGUAAAGGAGUUUAGACUCUUGGGACUGAGUGACACCCCAGAGCUGCAAGUCCCCCUCUUCAUAACAUUCACUCUCAUCUAUCUCAUCACUCUCGUGGGAAAUCUUGGGAUGAUCACGUUAAUUCUGCUGGACCCUUGUCUCCACACGCCCAUGUAUUUCUUCCUCAGUAACCUCUCCCUGGUGGACUGUGUUUACUCCUCAGCUGUUACUCCCAAGGUGAUGGCUGGGUUCCUCACGGGGAAUAAAGUCAUCUCCUAUGGGGGCUGUGUUGCUCAGAUGUUCUUCGUUGUGGCUUUUGCCAGUACAGACUGUUUCCUACUAACUGUCAUGGCUUAUGAUCGUCAUGCGGCAGUGUGUAAACCCUUACAUUACACCACCAUUGUGACCGCCAGCGUGUGUGCUCGAAUGGCCAUAGGAUGCUACAUCUGGAGUUUUGUCAUAUCUGCCGUCCACACUGGAUUUACCUUCUGCCUCUCUUUCUGCCAUUCCAAUGUAGUCCAUCACUUUUUCUGUGAUAUCCUCCCAAUCCUGGCUCUCUCCUGUUCUGAUAUCUACAUAAAUGAAAUUGUGCUUUUUGCCUUAGGAACUUUCAAUGUCCUGUUUGCACUUACAGUUAUCUUGACCUCCUACCUGUUCAUAUUCAUUGCCAUCCUGAGGAUGCGCUCAGCAGAGGGGCGGAAGAAAGCCUUCUCUACUUGUGCUUCUCACCUCACUGCCAUAACCAUGUUCUAUGGAACACUAAUCUUCAUGUACCUACAACCCAGUUCUAGUCAUUCUAUGGACAAUGACCAAAUGGCAUCUGUAUUCUACACAAUAAUAGUCCCCAUGUUGAACCCUAUUGUCUAUAGUCUAAGAAACAGAGAGGUUAAUAAUGCUUUCAGAAAAGCCGCUAACAAAAUGAAGGUGCUGCUCAGCACAUAG